This is a messenger RNA of Vigna unguiculata (cowpea), 1608 nucleotides long. RefSeq lists its product as uncharacterized. NCBI's taxonomy places the organism in Eukaryota, Viridiplantae, Streptophyta, Magnoliopsida, Fabales, Fabaceae. The record is from RefSeq and is a predicted model, not a curated record.
AUGGGGGAGCAUCAUGAAGUGGAUAUUGAGGGAUCAUAUACUGGAAGGAUCUUUAAGUCCAAAGCUUUCCCUCCUGUUACUGCAGCUGAGUUGAAAGAUUUCAUUUCAAGUCAGAAUUCUUCGGUCGUAAUGGCAAAGAAGUUGGAUAUGAUUAAAGAUAUUGAUGGCAGGAGGGAGACCCUGAAACUUGGUGUCAGAGUGCUUGAUUUGUGGUAUAUUCAUAACCGCGAAUCCAAUGUGCACCUUGAAAUGAUUUUGAUUGACCAAAUGGGGGACAAGAUACAUUGCAUAGUUAAGAAUGACGAAUUUGAUAUGUGGGAUGGUAAGUUGAAGGAAGGCGAUACAUAUAUCAUGCACAAUUUCAAAAUUGUGAAAAAUGAUGGUCAGUAUAGAGUGUGUGACCAUCCUUUUAAAUUGUUGUUUAUCGGAGCCACCUCUGUUCGUCCCCAACCGAUUGCAAAUAUACCCAAUAGUGUUUACCAGUUUCGGAGCAUAAAAGAGGUAGUGGCUGGUAAUUUCUCUCCAGAUUUGUUGAUUGAAAGGUAUAAUGACAAUCCAAAUUCUGACAAGUUGGUUAUCAUUCUUACUCAAGCCAAAGUUAAAGCAGCUACAGGGGAAUGGCCAGUGUCUGUGUCCAAUACAUGGAAUGGGACAAAAUUACUUAUGGAUGAUGCUAUUCCCGAAAUUACACAAUUCAAACAACGAAUGUCUGCUGAUGACUUAACAAUUAUGAGUCAAUCUGGCAGUCAAUUGACUCAGUCCUCCCAAUACAGUGAUGCUGAAAGGUUUGUUUAUAAAUGUUUGGUGAAGAGCGUAUCUGAAAUUCCAUUGAUUAAAAAGUUGACUAUAUUGGACCCUCUGCAGGAAAUGAUAUGUGUAACUGUGGCCACAACCACUAAGUUUAGUCUUGAUAACGAUGGGUGGUACUACUUGGUUUGUAAUCAUUGCAACAAAAGAACUAAUGAAACUGGUCCUUUUAAAUGCACCUAUUGUGAUCAAGACAACAACAUGCCGUCGUUCAAGUAUAAACUUCAGUUGCAAGUUUGUGAUGAUGCGUUUAAUUAUGCCAACUUCGUGGUGUGGGAUCAAGAAUGUAGAAACAUUAUUGAUAUUUCCGCUGAAGAAUUGCAAAUGAAAAUGAUCAAGGUGGGCGAAGAUGAUCCCAAGUGCUUUCCCGAUGAGUUGGAUGUAAUGUUAGGUUGUACUCUCGCUUUCAAACUUCGAACCCAACCAAGGAACAAAUUUGCGUCUGUCAUUAAAGUGUCUGACUUACCUGAAAUCAUCAAUUACAUUAAGAAGCUUAUACAACCCGUAAAUCUUGGUGAGUGCAGUCAUAAGAACAUAAUUAAUCUAGUAGGUGAUACUUCCACUGGAAUGAUUGCUGAUUUUCGUUCAAAAGGAGUUUGUAAUUUAGCAGCAGACAGUGAUCAUGACUUGAUGAGUUUGAGUGGAACAGCUGACAAUGAUCCUGAUAAUUCAUCUUUGGGUACUCCAUCAAAGAGAAUCGUUCCAAAUAGUGGUGUAUCUGUACAAUCGUCUGAAGACAUAGAGUCUGGUGAACUAUCAGCUACCAAGCCCAUGAAGACUAUCAAGCAAGAGAUCGACUGA